AUGGCCAUUCCAGGUGAUUCUGCUCAGUCAAGUGAUUCAGUCGUUCCCUCAAUUGAUUCCAACCAUCCCUUAUAUAUGCACCCAUCUGAUAAUCCGGGUGCUAUGUUGGUGUCAGUACCGUUUGCCGGGAUUGGUUAUCGAUCAUGGAGGAGGAGUGUUCUACGAUCACUGUCAGUGAAGAACAAAUUGGGUUUCAUCAAUGGAGAAUGUCGGCGACCCAAAAGCAUUGAUCCAACCUACAGGCAAUGGGAAAGGUGUGAUGACAUUGUCACAUCAUGGAUUCUUAACUCCUUAUCGAAGGAAAUCGCUGAUAGUGUUGAGUAUGUUGUGGAUUCAACAGAGCUAUGGAAAGAAUUGGAGGACAGGUAUGAACAAACUAAUGGAGCGAAGCUGUAUCAAAUCCAAAAAGAGAUCAAUGAUACGUCUCAAGGAUCACUGGAUAUAACUGGAUAUUAUACCAAAUUGAAGAAGUUGUGGGAAGAGCUUAGUACUUUGAGUGCCAAAGCUAAUUGCACCUGUGAUUGCACUUGUGGAGCCAAGGCAAUUGUUCACAAGGUGGAGCAGGAUCGUCGUUUGAUUCAGUUCCUUAUGGGACUUAAUGAAGUUUAUACAAUAAUGCGAGGUAGCAUACUCAUGAUGAAUCCUUUGCCAUCUAUGGCGCAAGCUUUUUCCUUGUUGGUUCAGGAGGAACAACAGAGGGAAAUUAAGCCAGCCAAUCACCCAAACUUGGAGUCUGCUGCGUUACAUGUUGGUACCAGCAGAUCCUCCAAUUACAGAACAAAUUAUACCACAAAUACUUCCAAACCCUCUCUGCAGUACAAAGACAAAUUCUGUGACUAUUGCAAGAGAACUGGUCAUCUUGUUGAGAAGUGUUAUCGGCUUCAUGGUUAUCCAUCCAAUUCAAACCAAACCUUCAACCGCCAAUCUUCUAAUCCAAAUUCCAACAAACCAGUUCCAAAUCAGAGAAACAAUGACUACCAAGGCUCAAAUCAGAGAUUUAACAAUGUUCGAGGAGGACAUAAUCCACAGGGCAUUAGAUUCAAAGGUAAUGGACAUAGGGCAGUCGCAAAUGUCCAUUGUGCACAAGAUUCCGAGAAUGGGAAGAGAUCUGCAGAUAACUCUAAUCAUGAGGAGAUGUACAGUGUGAAUCUUACCAAAGAUCAAUAUGGUCGAGUACAGGACAUGCUUCAACAUUUUCAGGGAGAGCAUGGUGAUGAUGGCAACUCAAAUUUCACUGGUGGCACUGUUGACUUUGCAGAUUCUGGAGCAUCAAACCACAUGACUUUCAACAUAUCCUUACUGCACAAUAUUAUCACACUCCCAUAUCCAAUAUUAGUAGUAUUGCCAAAUGGAUAUAAGGUUAAGGGCCCUUCAAUGAAGAGGCCUCUGGUGAUUGGUAGGGCAGAAGAUGGCCUAUAUUUUCUAUGUCCCAAGUGUGUCCAGAGUUCCAACCCAUCUAGUUCAUUGUUUCUGAAAGACUCAACCUCAUCUAGCAAUUUAAAUUUGUGCAAUUCUUGUAAACCUCAUGUUGCAGCUGAUACUUCUUGUUUGAAAAAUCAUAAAUGUACACAUUACCCUGAAAAAGGGACUUUGAGAAAUAAAGAUUUUGUUGCCAAGUCUCAUGUUCCUUCUUUUUCAGCUUCUCCUUCUCAUUUGCAUAAUACAGUUUCAGAUCAUCAUGCACAUGCUAAAAAUGAUGUAAAUGUUCUGUGGCACAAUAGAUUGGGACAUGUUCCUUUUGUCAAAAUGAAAUGCAUUUCCACUAUCCCUGCUAAUUUAUGGGGUCCAUACCAUACACCUACACAUGACCAUUUUAAGUACUUUAUAACAAUAGUAGAUGAUUUCAGUAGAUCUACAUGGACCACAUUGUUAAGCUCCAAGAGCAAUGCUCUACAAGCAUUAAAAGUUUUUGUUGCCAUGAUAGAAAAUCAGUUUAACACCACUGUGAAGACAGUCAGAACAGACAAUGGCUUAGAGUUUGUCAAUUCAGAAACAACUCUUUUCUUUCAAACCAAAG
Messenger RNA from Solanum tuberosum (potato), 2017 nucleotides. RefSeq lists its product as uncharacterized. The transcript is spliced from 4 exons. The annotation marks the transcript as partial. Gene Ontology annotation, molecular function: nucleic acid binding. NCBI's taxonomy places the organism in Eukaryota, Viridiplantae, Streptophyta, Magnoliopsida, Solanales, Solanaceae. Gene Ontology annotation, biological process: DNA integration. The record is from RefSeq and is a predicted model, not a curated record.